UAUUUAUUUGACAUUUGAUUUCCAACACCAUUUUAUUUUUCUUUAGUUUUAUUUUAGUUAUAGAUUCUGUAGGUUGUGUUUUAAGUUUAGUUAAAGGACGAGGACGAAAUGGAAAACAAAGCAGAUUUUCAAUAUCCUCAUACCUUCGUUCUCCUGGGAGCUUCAGGUGACCUUGCAAAAAAGAAGAUUUAUCCCACGAUAUGGUAUUUGUACCGAGACAAUCUUCUUCCUAAAAACACGAGGUUUGUUGGCUAUGCUCGAACAAAACAAACUAUCGAAGAUGUUCGUGAAAAAUCAAAAAAAUAUAUGAAGAUUAGACCUGGUGAUGAGGAAAAAUUAGAAAAAUUUUGGGAAGCUAACGACUAUGUUGCUGGUUCAUACGACAGAAGAAUUGACUAUGAAUUUCUUAAUCAACAUAUUAGUAAGCACGAAAAAGAACUAGUAGCGAAUAGAAUUUUUUAUUUAGCAGUACCACCUACAGUAUUUGAAGAUGUUACAGUUAACAUUAAGAAUGCUUGUAUAUCAAUUAAAGGAUAUACAAGAGUAAUCAUUGAAAAACCUUUUGGUCGUGAUGAUGAAUCGUCAGAGAAGCUGAGCAAUCAUUUAGCUGGGUUAUUUAGAGAAGAACAAAUUUACAGAAUUGAUCACUACCUUGGCAAAGAGAUGGUUCAAAACUUAAUGACUAUUCGAUUUGCUAAUCAAAUCUUUAGCCCUUCCUGGAAUAGGGAAAACAUAGCAUCAGUGCUCAUUUCAUUCAAGGAACCAUUUGGUACCGAAGGCAGAGGUGGAUAUUUUGAUGAUUUUGGCAUACUCCGUGAUGUUAUGCAAAAUCAUCUUUUACAGAUCCUAUCCCUUGUGGCUAUGGAAAAACCAGUAACCCUGAAUCCAAAUGACAUAAGAGAUGAAAAAGUUAAAGUGUUACGGCACAUUAAACCCAUUGAGUUAACUGAUUUAUUAGUUGGUCAGUAUGUUGGUGACCCUAAUGGUCAAGGUGAAGCAAAGUUAGGUUAUCUUGAUGACCCAACUGUACCUAAAGAUUCAGUGACACCAACCUAUGCAGUUGCUGCAUUAUACAUAAACAACUCUAGGUGGCAAGGAGUACCAUUCAUUCUGCGCUGUGGAAAAGCUCUAAAUGAGAGAAAAGCAGAAGUUCGAAUUCAAUACAAGGAUGUACCUGGUGAUAUAUUUGAAGGUCACACUAAGCGAAAUGAGCUUGUGAUUAGAGUCCAACCUGGAGAAGCCUUAUAUUUAAAAUUAAUGUGCAAGUCACCUGGUAUGAAGUUUGAUUUAAUGGAAACUGAACUUGAUCUCACAUAUAGUAUGCGAUACAAGGAGACUGAUGUUCCUGAUGCUUAUGAAAGGUUAAUUCUUGAUGUUUUUACUGGGACCCAGAUGCAUUUUGUGAGAAAUGAUGAAUUAAAAGAAGCUUGGCGUAUAUUUACUCCGGUCCUUAAACAAUUAGAGGAUCAACAUAUUAAACCUGUUCCUUAUGUUUAUGGAUCUCGGGGACCACCAGAAGCAGAUGAAAAACUAGCUAGUUAUGAUUUUAAAUAUUCUGGUUCCUACAAAUGGCAAAAACCAACACUCUCUUAAACAAUUUCACAUUACUCCCCCGUGGUGAUGGUGUUCCUUUUGAAGGUGUGUAUUUAUAAUAAAUUUUAAAUAAUUUGCAUAAUAUUAUGCAACUCAAAUGUUGUAGAUAUUAAUAUUAUGUAUAAUGAGUAAGUAAACAUUCCAUUUUUGAUAGAAAUAUGCAAAAUUUUUCCAAAGGUCAUUUUAAGGUCAAUUAAGUUACAUACUAAGAAUAUCAGCAUUUUCUUUUUUACAUAGAGUAUUAAAUUAAAAUUAAUGAAUAAUUUUAAUAUUUAAUUUGUAUACUGCUUUAAAAAAAAGUUGACAUCACAUUUUAAAUAUGAGUUAUUAUACCUAUUAUAAUUCCUAUAGAAGUCGAGUAACUGAUUAUGCAGAGGUCAAAUUGUCACCUUGAAAUGCAGAUUAGCUAAGAAAAUGGACAUUGGCUUGGGCUUUCAACUAGGGCUACAAGUAAUGCAUUCUGUCUUAAAUUAAUUUAGUUAUUUUCCUUAGCAACACAAAAGCAUUAUUUAUAUUGGUGCUGUUAUGAAGCCUUACAAUAAUUUAAGUAUUUUUGAUAUUGCAAUGAAUCUUCAUCUUUCUAUUGUCUUUUUAAAAGAAAAUAAGUAAAAUGAAUAUAUUGUAAAUUUAAGGAUAUUUUUUUUGAAUACUGACAAUUUGUUACUUUUCUUUUAUAAUUUAAGAUUGUUUAUUUUUUUAAGUAGAGCUUGUGGAGAAAAGUCAUAAUUGGAAAAAUGCUUUUUAAAAGCCUCUAGAGGUUAUAACUUUUUAUUGUAUUUGUAUUUCAUUAUUCUAUUUAUUUUGUCAAAUAUGACUUAGUGAUAAGUGGGCUUAGAGGGAGGUUUUUGAAAGUUUUACAAUUUUUUUCUUAUAAAUAUAUAGUUGACAGAAAA
This is a messenger RNA of Zerene cesonia (dogface butterfly), 2486 nucleotides long. It is a transcript of the gene Zw, whose product is annotated as glucose-6-phosphate 1-dehydrogenase. Gene Ontology annotation, biological process: glucose metabolic process; pentose-phosphate shunt, oxidative branch. Gene Ontology annotation, cellular component: cytosol. Gene Ontology annotation, molecular function: glucose-6-phosphate dehydrogenase activity; NADP binding. The transcript has a single exon. The record is from RefSeq and is a predicted model, not a curated record. The coding region runs from base 109 to 1593 and encodes 494 amino acids. Lineage: Eukaryota; Metazoa; Arthropoda; Insecta; Lepidoptera; Pieridae.